Messenger RNA from Amoebophrya sp. A25, 2309 nucleotides. Lineage: Eukaryota; Dinophyceae; Syndiniales; Amoebophryaceae. The record is from the annotation of a GenBank genome assembly.
CAGGAAUCAAGGGACGCGGGACUAUUGAAUUUCAGGAAUUAAGGGACGAGGGAGUAUAAUAUGUGUUUGCUUAGAGUUUUUAGAAUUACGUCGCACCACCACGACCACCACUAACGAAAAGUAAUGACUGGCAUGCUACAAAGAAACAAGUAAGUGUAAGUUUACUUCUAUCAACGAAUGAUCUACAACACCAAGGAUUCCAGUUGUUGACAUCAAAAUCAUGAAGGCCUCCAAGAAUGCAGCAAGUGCUCUCUUCACCUCGUCGCCGUCGUCCACCACCACGCCUGCACCUCCUUCGUUCCGAAUCACAUCACUGCUUUUCGGCUACUAUGUCUCGAUCGGAACGGUACAACUUUUGGCCACCAAAGCCUCCGAACGAAAUGGCCGGUUGCAGUACAACACCUCCUUCGUCGUUCUGCUCAUCGAACUCGCAAAAGUCCUGGCAGCAUUUGGGCUAUCAUGCUUCUCGGAAAGAAAGGGCAUGUUUGCGUCGAGAAAGAUUAUGGCAAGGAGAUCUUUUUUGCGUAAUCGAAAACUCAAAAUAACCGAGUUACUGAGUGAAAUAAGGGAGGUAGCUUAACGCCAAGUGGGUGCUCUUCCUUCUCAUCAGUAUCUCGCCUCUAUAUUAAGUAGUUACUCGCUUAUUUCAGUUUAUCGAAUACUUCUAGGGGCGGCUCCUUGUUCAUGCAUGACUAGAUAUUCAUUUUCCCUCGUCCAAGGCAACAAACACGACAAGGUUGAUAAGUAUUCAAUACUGCUCAUCCCCACUCAACAGCAUCAAUACCUUAAGUUUAUAAGUUGAACUCCAACUCUUGAUCUUGUUCUAGUGCCCUCACGGACGAGACUAAAUAAAACCUCGUCUCACCUUCAUAUCCUCCACGAUCGCUACAUGCCUCUCCUUCGUACACUCUGGUGGACCGCGGUACGCUGCGCCAGCGUUUUUCUACGCUGUCCAGAAUAACAUGAACAUCUUGGCCAUCCCCAUGUUGCAUCCGCACAUCUUCCAGUUGUUCAACAAUCUGAAAAUUGUUUCGGCCGCGAUUUUUACGGCACUGCUGCUAGGAAAGCGGUACGGAACACGACAGUGGUUAGGCAUGCUCACUCUAGUCGUGGCAUGUUGCGUGAGUAGGUUGGACGUCUGUGUCAGUGCCUGGAAACAAGUGACGAGACAAGCUUCUCAAGGCGGUGCGGAAGUUGGCAUCAUUAUGGUGGAGAAUUUCUUGAGCCUAGCUAUGACGCCCUCAAGGCAGUCUGCACUGCGUAGUUGUUAAGGAGAUUAAGAACUCCCCCCUAUGCCGGUAUCCACGCGGAAAAUACGCAGGUAGGUUUUGACUUAUCGGAACUCGCUCGCACUACAAAAAAAAAAAAUGUGUGCGAGAUUAAUUGGACUGUAUUGCAUUGUAGAUACAUUUACAUCUCAACCAAGUAGACUUGUUAUGCAAAAGAAUACUUGCUUGAGAAGUCCUGUCGUUUGCAUGUAUUGUUCUGGUAUUUUUCGGUACCCUGAUUUUGACUCAAAAACUCCUUCCUCCUUCAUACCAGUCGACGACGAAAAAGACCGUGUGUUUCUUCUCGGAUUGACGCUGGCCUUAGCCUCAGUAGCAACCUCAGGCGUUGCUGGCGUUGUAAACGAGUACGUACUCAAAAUCGGUGGUAGCACAGAGCAUGGCUUCUGGCAGAAGAACCGGUUCACAUAUCAAUGGGGUGUGGUGUUUAACUUAGUGCCCUUGGUGUGGAAAAUGAACAAUUAUCAUGGCGAUGCGGGACGACCAGCUAGUACAUUAGAAGGUCGUGGUGGCCCAACAUCUUCAUCAGACUUUUUCACUUCCCUCUUCACCGGCUUCACCCCAAUGGUGUGGUUCCUAGUCGCUGUGAAUGCAGCUCUUGGGGUGUCGAUAUCGUUGCUUUUCAGGUAUUUCGACAAUGUGACCAAGUCCUUUGGCGGACCGAUGAUUUUGUUUCUGACGACCUUUUUCUCCUGGCUAUUGCUAGGAUCAGAAAUUGGGAUUCAAUUCAUAGCCGCACUAGGAAUUUACAGCUUGAGCGUUUAUCUAUAUGCGGAUUGGCGGUGCUGCUGUGAAAACGGAAUAAGGACUUUUUUGCUGCCAACAAAGGUGCUUGGUGGGAAAAUUAAAAGCAGUAGGCUAGCAUCUCCGUCAAGAAGUAGGUGGGAGACGACAACGGCUACCGCUAGCGAGACGGAUAUAGGUACUAGCAGAAGAAGGAAAAGUAGCACUACCUCUAACCGUUCAUCAUCGAGGAGUAGAGAAGGAAAAGGGAAAAACUUCGUUAGGAAAAAGGCAGAUUGA